GUGCGGUUCUAUACCAUAUGGACAGAUUUUUUAAGUGGGACUUGCUUGAGGUUGAUAAACAUGAACAAUAAUAGCACAAAAGAAUAAUAAUAACCUGAUGAUGCUGAAUUGUAAGAGAAGUCACAUGUGCAUGGAAUCUAUUUGCAGCUCUGUUUGUCUAAUGAAAGAGAGCAGUGUAUGGUGAAAUCCACUCUGCUGCAUUUAUCUACAUUCGUGAGUUUGUUCUGCCAAUUUCACAGCAUGUCGGUUAACUACGAUGAGAGUCUGGUGUCUGAUGAGACCACGGACAGUUUCUGGGAGGUUGCAAACUACAAGCGUACAGUAAAGCGCAUUGAUGACGGUCACCGGCUCUGCAAUGACAUGAUGAGUUGCAUUCAAGAGCGUGCCAAAAUAGAGAAGGCAUAUUCACAGCAGCUAACAGACUGGUCUAAGAGAUGGAGACAGCUAGUGGAAAGAGGGCCACAGUAUGGCUCAGUAGAGAGGGCCUGGAUCGCAAUGAUGAAUGAAACAGAUAAAGUGAGCGAGCUUCACCAGGACAUAAAGAACAUUCUAGUAAAUGUGGACAUGGAGAAAGUGAAAAACUGGCAGAAAGACUCAUACCACAAGCAAAUUAUGGGAAGCUUUAAGGAGACUAAAGAGGCAGAGGAAGGCUUCAGAAAGGCUCAAAAACCAUGGGCCAAAAAGCUUAAAGAGGUGGAGACAGCAAAGAAAGCAUACCAUAUGGCCUGCAAGGAAGAGAAGAUUGCCUACAGUCGAGAAGCCAACAGCAAGGGAGAAGCAUCAUCUACCACUGCAGACCAGCAGAAAAAGUUCCAGGAGAAGUUGGACAAAUGCAAAAGUGAAGUUCAGAAGGCCAAAGAGAAGUAUGUGAAGGCUUUGGAUGAGCUGAGCAAUUGUACACCACAGUAUGUGGAAAACAUGGAGCUGGUGUUUGAACAGUGCCAGCAGUUUGAGGAGAAGAGAUUGGCUUUCUUCAGGGAGGUGCUUCUGGAUAUCAAACGUCAUAUUAACCUCACAGAGAACCAAAGCUAUGCCACAGUUUACAAGGAGCUUGAACGAACUAUCACCUCUGCCAGUCCACAAGAAGACCUCAGGUGGUUCAACAAUAACCAUGGCCCAGGCAUGCACAUGAAUUGGCCGCAGUUUGAGGAAUAUAACCCAGAUCUCAGCCAUGCCAUCAGCAAGAAAGAAAAAGUGAAAAAGAACCAUGAUGGUGUCACACUCACCCAUGUCAUGACUGUUGGGGACCAACACUCAUCACCACAGGUUGAAAACCGUAGCAGCGUGAGCAGUUAUGAAAAGACCCAGGCCUACUCGGCAGAGUGGUCGGAUGAAGAGCAGGCCGCUGCAGAGACCAACGGAGGCAACAACCCAUUUGAGGAGGAAAGGAGCCAAGGAGUGCGAGUCAGGGCACUAUAUGAUUAUGAAGGGCAAGAACAAGAUGAGCUCAGCUUCAGAGUAGGUGAUGAACUAACUAAGCUAGAAGAUGAAGAUGAUCAAGGAUGGUGUAAAGGAAGACUGGAUGACGGGCGGCUUGGACUGUACCCAGCCAAUUAUGUUGAACCUAUUUAGUUGCCUUGUGUGAAAAAAAUGGUCUUGUUUUAGAUGGGCCUGAAAGACUGAACAUAAACAGAGACUCCAAUCAAUUUCCAUGAAAACCAGAAUCUUAUACAUUCAUACGAUACCCUAACAACAGAAGUGAAGAAUCGAAUGUACAUAAAGUAUGCUGUAUCUGUUGUGUUCAUCUUCACAUUCCAUUUGGGUUAUCAGAAACAAAAUGUUUCCAUAUGUAAUGUGAUUUCAGCAGACACAAUGAAGGCCUUUAUGUCACUGUGGCUGUAGCCUGUUCUGUAAGAUAUUGAUAUAAUGUGGUCCAUGAGGCCUAGCAUAGCAAUGCAAUAUGCAAUAUGUAUAUUUUAUUAGUUUCAGGUGUUGUAGUGACAGUCUUAUAUUUGGCCCUGUUUUAUUAUUUGCCUGGGUUUUAACAUGCAUACACGUCUUUUUAUGUCUUAUUUAUUGAUUUGCUGAGUUCCCUGUCAUAGGUGUAUAUGAUUGUGUGAUGUUUCUAUCUCUAUGUACUGCACAUGAAGACACAGAUGUUUUGGCAUGUGUUAGUGUUUUCACUUCUCUUCUACCUGGAAUGCAGCCUGCACUGGAAUUCGUCACCAUAUUGCAGCUGGGAGGUGAAGCUCUGGCCCUGGCAUUUAGCAGUUUGGUUCAUGCUUGUAUUCCUUAAAUGCUGUCAUUGAGUCUUUUUGGAUGAAAGAAAAUCUUUCAGCACUUUGCUGUUUUUGUAACAAUCACAUUUAAUUGACAAAACUGUCAUGUUAACAUCCUCACAACUUACAAAGUAAUUACCUCUUUAAUAUAUAUAUAUCAGACACAUAUUUCUAAAUGCAAUUAACAUUACAUUUCUCAAGUAAAACUAAACUACUAUUUGUCCAUUUUAGGAAAAUACCUGAGCUGAGUGCCUAAUAUAAUUAUAAAACAUUUUCUCUAAUUAAUAUUUUACAAUGUUCUUAUGACUGUGAUAUCAUACAAUUUGCAUUGAUAUGCAUAAAGGACAUAUGCAUAUGCCUUAAGGUAAUAUUUAAAGGUAAUACUUUUUUGUAUAGAUACAGUAAUACCUUACUUAAACAAUGGCAGUGCAUCUUGCAAUGAAUAAACCCAGGUUGGCAAUUUAAAUGAUUAUUGCCUCUAGGGUUUGGUUAGUGUUAGAAAAGUUAGAUCUUCUGUGUAAAUAUUUUUUCUACACUUCAGAACCUUCUCUUUUCUGUUUGGCCAAUAUUAAGGGCAUGGGAAUGGAAACACCAGCAUGAUCUGAGUGUGUUUAAGCUCACAUUUAAGCUGAUUUACUUCUAAUGCCAGUGUAGUGACUGUUCAACUGUUCAGUUCUAAAUUAAAGCCUAACCUGUAACGAA
Molecule: messenger RNA, 2921 nt
Organism: Tachysurus vachellii
Lineage: Eukaryota; Metazoa; Chordata; Actinopteri; Siluriformes; Bagridae
Gene: pacsin1b
Product: protein kinase C and casein kinase substrate in neurons 1b
Exons: 10
Coding region: 178-1572 (464 amino acids)
Biological process (GO): neuron projection morphogenesis; cytoskeleton organization; plasma membrane tubulation
Cellular component (GO): plasma membrane; endosome; cytoplasm
Molecular function (GO): protein binding; phospholipid binding
Source: RefSeq, a predicted model, not a curated record